UUGUGACUUGAACUUUAACUUCACAGAGUGCAGUCCGCCAUGUUUUCUUGUUUUUUUUUUUUUUCUCCUCCUGGAGACUCGUGACAUGAGGAAGUGGGCCCACCUGACUGCACCGCUGCACAGGUGAGGGAGUGGCCAGCUGCGAGAGAGCGAGACGCGAGCUGUCAGGCCCCGAGCUCCCCGGGAGGAAUACCGCUUUGUGUCCAGCUGGGGGGUUUUUUGUCGGUUCUUUGGGGGAAGGAAUUCGAUCAGAAUCAGGAUGAUUUGGAUAUGAUGGUGCCGACACAACCGUGACGAUGUAUGAGGUGAUGUCCGGAGACACCCUGGGCUGGAAGGUGCCCAGUCCAAGAGAAAGUAGGAUAGAGUCCUCCGAACUGAACUUCACCGGGGACGAAGGGUCCGUCAAGAUCCUCAAAGUGUGCUUCUGCACCAACAACAACUUGGGCAAGAACUUCAAGCUGGUGAAAUGUGACAGCUCCUGGCAAAUUAGGGCCAUUAUUCGUUCGAUUCUGAUCAGCGGUCGACUGGGGCCAAACAUCCAACACGCAGGAUGCUACGGUCUCCUGCUGACGCACCUGAAGUCAGAAGAGCUUCACUGGCUGCAUCCAGACCUGACAGUCGGAGAGGUGGAGCAACGCUACGAGAGCCAUCAUGUGGAAGCUGAAUGGAGGUACGACCUUCGUAUCCGAUACGUUCCCGUCAACUUCCUGGAAAAAUUCAAAGACGACAGAUCUACCUUAGUGUAUUUUUACCAACAGGUGCGCAAUGAUUACAUGCAGUAUCACGCCAGUAAGGUCAGUGAUGGGAUGGCGCUGCAGCUCGGCUGUUUGGAGAUCAGGAGGUUCUACAAAGACAUGAACGCAAAAGGUCUAGAGAAGAAGUCCAACUUUGAGCUGCUAGAAAAAGAAGUGGGCCUGAACCUUUUCUUUCCUCGACAGCUCAUUGACAGCAUGAAGUCACGGCAGCUACGGAAGUUGAUCCAGCAAACGUUUCAGCAGUACGCGACACUGAAGGAGGACGACUGCAUGGUCAGGUUUUUUGAGACCCUCAAAGACUUCAACAGUUACGACGAGGAGGUUUUCCCCUGCGAGCUCGUGCAAGGUUGGAGUCUGUCGGUGGAGCUGGUCAUCGGUGGGAGGGGAAUUCGCCAACGCACACAGAAGAAUUCAGCGCCUGUGUUUCUAGCCGACUUCAAACAGAUCAAGAGGGUACAGUGUUUGUCUCAGAGCGACGGCAAGGCUCUCCUUAACAUGGACGUGGAGGGGGCCAGACAACGCCUAUCGAUCAAUGUGGCGACGGUCCCCAUGGCGGAGAACAUGAUGGACCUGAUUGAUGGGUACUGUCGGAUGGAGAACGACACAGACGACAGUGUAAUCUACAGACCAGACAAAGAUGCCAACUCACGGACUGCCCUCCCUGAGAUCCCCACAAGCAGAGACAGAGACACGGUCAGACACAGCGUUGGGUCGGAUAUCUAUUGUGAGAUUCUGGAUGAAAGGCCAAGAUCAGUUGUUAAGUACGGGAUCGACCGAAGUGACAUUGAGCUGGGACGAAUCCUCGGUGAGGGCUUUUUCGGGGAAGUCUACGAAGGAAUUUACAAAAAAAAUAAUGGCGGCAGAGUUAAUGUGGCGGUGAAGACCUGCAAAGACUGCUCACCUGACGUGAUGGAGAAGUUCAUGAGUGAAGCAGUGAUCAUGAAGAACCUCGAUCACCAGCACAUCGUCAAGCUGAUUGGGAUCAUCGAGGACGAUCCCGUGUGGAUCGUCAUGGAGCUCUAUCAGUACGGGGAGCUGGGGAACUACCUGACACAGAACCAGAGCAAACUGACAAACACAACUCUGGUGCUGUUCAGCCUGCAGAUCUGCAAAGCUCUUGUCUACCUCGAAGGGGUCAACAUGGUGCACAGAGACAUUGCGGUUCGGAACGUGUUAGUUGCCAGUCCAGACUGCGUGAAGCUCGGAGACUUCGGCCUAUCGAGAUACAUCGAGGAUGAAGAAUAUUACAAAGCGUCUGUUACUCGGUUGCCGAUCAAGUGGAUGGCACCAGAAUCCAUCAACUUCCGACGCUUCACCUCAGCCAGCGACGUCUGGAUGUUUGCCGUGUGCAUGUGGGAGAUAAUGAGCUGCGGGCAGCAGCCGUUUUUCUGGCUCGAGAACAGAGACGUGAUCAACCAACUGGAGCAGGGAAUCAGGCUGCCCAAACCAGACAACUGCCCUCCUGCCCUCUACUCACUCAUGACCCGCUGCUGGUCCUACGACCCCAGGGAGAGACCCAACUUCACCGAGCUGGUGGUCAAGAUCAGCGAUGUCCACAAGAUGGAGAAGGAGCAGGAAGUGGAGCGAGAGAGGGACAGAGCGCGCUCCACCAAAUUCUUCGACCCCAAGUUCAACUUUAGCGAGCCUCCUCCCAAGCCUUCAAGAAUGAAACCGGGGCGCUUUGGGAACACGCUCAGUAUCGGGCUGCACAUUCAGCUGAACGAGGCGUUGUGUGCCAGCUCGCCUGACCUGGCCAGCCCGUGUGAAUAUCAGUCCCCUGUCGACUCCAUGAACACCCUCACGUUGCCGGUCAGGUCCCCUCGACGCCGAAGCAUGGGGGAGGGCGAGUUUGUCCGAGUGGAAGCCAACAGCAAGGAGGACGCCCAGCGCCUGUGGCAGAGGGAGCGGCAGCAUAUGCAGGACACUCUCCGCCAGCAGAAGGAGCAGAUGAUGGAGGAUAAAAAGUGGCUGGCGAAGGAGGAGAGACUCCUGGUGGGAAGCAGAGCGUCAUUAACCUUUUUCAAAACCCUCUCUGUGUCUCUGUGUCCCUCUGAAUUCAAUGUGGCCCUGGAGGCGACGCUGAACGAGGCGUCCUUUGACAGUAUCGACCCGCUCGUUCACUCCCGACGCCCCGCUAGUCUUAAAUUGAAUGUUCCAAUCAUAACAGUUCCAAAGAAGGGGUCCACGUCCAUAUCCUAUAAAAUGAACUUACCUGUUCUUUUGCAGGACCCCAUGGGACCGGAGGACCAUUCCAACCCAGCGUCCCCUGAAGCUGACAGCGAGCAUGCAGUUCCGGAGAAGCCCCCGCGGCUCACAGCACACCCCGCGCCCACCGCUGAGCUGGACCGCUCAGACGACAAAGUGUACCAGUCCGUCAUGGGCCUGGUCAAAGUCGUUGUCCAGCUCAAGAAUGACGUCACCGAGCUGCAGUCGGAACAGUACAUCACCCUCGUCCAGUCCGUUGGGAUGGCUUUACGAGACCUGAUCCGCAGCGUGGAUGACAUACUGCCCACUUUACACGAGUCUGUCAGGACGGAGAUCGAGGGCACCCAGAAGCUGCUGAACAACGACAUGGCGGAGCUGAUCAGCAAGAUGCGGCUAGCCCAGCAGAACGCCAUCACUUCUUUGAAGGAGGAGUGUAAGAAACAGAUGCUGGCUGCAGCACACACUCUGGCUAUGGACAGCAAGAACAUGUUGGACGCUGUCGACCAAGCCAGGGUCAGAGCCAAUUUAGCCAAGCCAGUGGCCCCCUAGUGGCCUGUAAACGUUCUCUCAGUUAGGAAUAACAUUUUCGCACAGCUGUGGUGGAGUUUGGAGUCAAAUGUGUGUUGCCAGGUUUAAAUAUGCUACAAAAAAAAAAAAUCACUGUACGUGUACAACUCGGGAAAAAGUGUAUACAAACCUACAUAGUGUGUAUACUGAGACUGAUGAUGGUCCUUUGGCAUCAUUUUGAAGAUGCCGUCAUUUCAGACAUUGACGCGCGUUUUUAUGUGUGAUUGGUGAGUUAUUUUGAGUCAUUGUCUGCUCAGAAUCUUUGUAAAUACAAAAUGUAUCUUGUGAUAAGUACAAUAGUCUUUACCACAGAGAGAAUGGAAACAAUCAGGUAAAGCGAAUCAAAACACAAGUAAAUGUUUACUCUUUUAACCCUAUCAAAUGUAACCUGACUGAAAAUGUUAAAAAAAAAUGACAAAACCAAAAGGUCCAGUAAACUUUUCAAGUCUUUUUUUUAUACGUAGAGUUCAUAUCUCACUUAAUAUUAUGAGACCACACUGACGAGGACAGUGGAUUGUCAGAUAUGUGUUAAGAUGGACUCUAAACAGUCAGCGGUUUUGGUAUUGUUUGUAACCAUUAUUAUGAAAUAUGAAAUUGUAGCAUGAAAAUCAAUGGCUAUAAAUAAAUAUCAUGACAUGUGCAACAUACAA
This is a messenger RNA of Acanthopagrus latus (yellowfin seabream), 4177 nucleotides long. RefSeq names its product protein tyrosine kinase 2 beta, b (gene ptk2bb). Gene Ontology annotation, biological process: protein phosphorylation; signal complex assembly. Bases 297 to 3509 code for a protein of 1070 amino acids. Lineage: Eukaryota; Metazoa; Chordata; Actinopteri; Spariformes; Sparidae. The transcript has 30 exons. Gene Ontology annotation, molecular function: protein tyrosine kinase activity; ATP binding. Gene Ontology annotation, cellular component: cytoskeleton; focal adhesion. The record is from RefSeq and is a predicted model, not a curated record.